Paracoccidioides brasiliensis Pb18 is the source of this 171-nucleotide messenger RNA. RefSeq lists its product as uncharacterized. The record is from RefSeq and is a predicted model, not a curated record. The coding region runs from base 1 to 171 and encodes 56 amino acids. The transcript is spliced from 2 exons.
AUGUCUACCACGUCGUUGCUGUCCAAGAGAGAAAGGGUCCCAUCCGACAGUUGCAUUCCACCGGCUCCUGGAGUAUGUGGCGCGGAUAGACCGGAAGCGGUAGACUUGCCAGUGCAUCCUCCCGAGCGACCGUGGAUAAUGUCGUUGAAACCUGCUCCCCGAAGGCUGUAA